Messenger RNA from Brugia pahangi, 1032 nucleotides. NCBI's taxonomy places the organism in Eukaryota, Metazoa, Nematoda, Chromadorea, Rhabditida, Onchocercidae. The record is from the annotation of a GenBank genome assembly.
AUGACAUUUCAGCCGCUUCACGCAUUAUUCGGAUUAUUUGUCGCCAUCGUAUCUAUUUUAUGUAUAUCAGUGUAUAUAAUCAUUCAAAAGAUAAUCAUAUCGGAUCGUGAUCUCAUAAAAUAUUCUACUUAUAAAAUCAUUCUUUGUUACGGUUUUAUUGAUAUUAUUCAGCUUUGCGUUUACAUAUGUAACGGUAUUUUUGCAAUAAUUGGUACUUCAAUACACAAGUGGAUCGAAAAAAUUUGCGGUUUUCAACUCAGCUUUUGCUGGUACAACAUUGAUUCUUUGACAGUUUUGCUGGCCAUAAAUCGAUUAGCAUUAUUAUACUUUGGUGCGCCGGCCGAGUUUUUUUUCAAUCCAAGAAUGACUUCGUUCAUACUGUGUUUUACAAUUGCCAUACCAUCAGUAUUUUCAUUUAUUUGGUUGACACCUUACGCCACUUAUGGAUUCAGCGCGGAAAAGUUGAUGUGGGUAUAUGAUAGUCCCGAUUUCAUGCCUUCCUUCGAUCGCAUAACUACUUUGGGAACUAGCAUACUGUCUACUACCUGUUACAUUCUCCUAUUGGGACUGGUUUUAAAUAAAAGUUCUUCAACAAGUAAUAAACUAAGUGACAGUUCAAGACGUCGAGAUACACUGUUAACGCUACAAGUAAUAAUCAAUGGAAGUUAUACUAUCUGUGUUUCCACCUAUUUCAUGUUCUUAAGGCCUUACUAUGUACCUUAUACUACAAUAUAUAACGCAGUUGAUAUUAUUUUAUGUGUAUUGUGGAAUGGAAAAAGUCCUAUCAUGCACUUAUUCUUCAAUCGAUAUAUACGUGCAAAUUUUCUUGAGAAUAUUCGGAACCGAAAAAUUUUCUCUUUAAUUCUAAAUGUGCUGCUGCGCUUACGACACAAAAUAUCUGUCAGUAGCUUGCCCUUAAAUCGAGUGGUACCGGUGAAGGCGGAUUAUGUCGACGAAUGUGAGCGAUAUAAUCCACAGUUUAAGCAAACUUUUAUCGUUACUGCAAAAGCAACUACGAAUGUGUACCAUUAA